CUGCGGGGAAGUCAACAUUUGUGAAUAUCCUAAAAAAAGUCUGCGAGGAUUGGGAGGUGGUUCCUGAACCUGUUGCCAGAUGGUGCAAUGUUCAGAGCACUCAAGAUGAAUUUGAGGAACUGACAACCUCUCAGAAAAGUGGUGGGAAUGUCCUUCAGAUGAUGUAUGAAAAACCCGAACGAUGGUCUUUUACCUUCCAGUCAUAUGCCUGUCUCAGUCGCAUACGUGCUCAGCUCUUCUCUGUCAACAGCAAGCUCAAAGAUGCAGAGAAACCUGUGUUAUUUUUUGAACGAUCUGUAUAUAGUGACAGGUACAUUUUUGCAUCUAAUUUGUAUGAAUCUGAUUGCAUGAAUGAGACAGAGUGGACAAUAUAUCAAGACUGGCAUGACUGGAUGAAUAACCAGUUUGGCCAAAGCCUUGAAUUGGAUGGAAUCAUUUAUCUUCGAGCUGCUCCAGAGAAAUGCUUGAGUAGGAUACAUUUACGAGGAAGAACUGAGGAGCAAGGCAUCCCUCUUGAGUAUUUAGAGAAGCUGCACUAUAAGCAUGAAAGCUGGCUCCUGCAUAGGACCCUAAAAACCAACUUUGAGUAUCUACAGGAGGUUCCUAUCUUAACAUUGGAUGUCAAUGAAGACUUUAAAGACAAACAUGAAAGUCUGAUUGAAAAGGUCAAAGAAUUUUUGAGUACUUUGUGAUCUUGCAGAAGACUACAGGCAGCCAAAUGUUCCAGACACUUCUGUUUUGUGUAUCUUUGUAGCUCAGUAUUCAUAGCAGGGUCUUUAGAAGGCUCAAGUUUUCAACCAUUUGUGUUCCAAGAAAAAGAAAUUUUUAUGAAUCCUACAUAAAACUUUGUGACUUAUUUCUCUUUUACUUCCUCCCUUCCUUCUUUCACUUAGAAAGUCAGACACUUACUUCUCUCUCACAAUAGGAAGUCUGGAGGUAAAUGGUUCUAGAAUCAGUACAGUGGCCUCUUGUCUUCCCACUGUAUUAUUUUCUCAUGGUGCUUCUCACCUCCCUGGAGACCAGUUUCUUAACUGGAGACUUUAAAUUAGCAUACCUGCUAAAGGUUGAAAAACAGAAUUUAACGAAUUCUAAACUAAAGAUUUUAAAUUUUUUUGCUUUUUCUUUUUGGAGGUGUUAGGGAUCAAACCUAGGGCUUCAUACAUGGUAGGUAAGCACUCUACCACUUUGUUAGACUUCUGGGCCCUGGGGUUUCAAGUGUUUUUUUAUCAAGUGCCUCCCAUUCCUCUAAUUCAUAUUGAAGAUAAGACAAGGUUUAGUAUUUAAUGACUUCACUGAUAUUGAUGUAUCUAUAACGUAUUUAUGGAGGAGCAGGUUAGGCUUUGUUCCCAGUAUGGUAACAGCAUAACCUAUUUUAUAAAUCAUUUAAUCUUUACUUGUUUUUUCACCGGCAACAUGGGUGAUAUUUUUCAUUCUUCUACGUGAGAUUUUUGGAGGAUUAAGGAGGAAGUUUUUCUAUACUUAAAAGGUAGUUGAAAAGUUAUAUGAGUAUAUUUAAUCUACAUGAAACGCAAAAUAACUACCUGCUUUUCCCUUUUCAGACUAUUGUUUUGGAAGGGACUAUUCCUGUUACAGUUAAAAGACUUUUUUAAACUCUGAUUUCCCUUAAGUUGCUUGAGGAGGAAGUACAGAGAUCCCUAAAAUUCUUCCCAUUUUUAUAGGAUAUGCUAGUGGACUAUGAGUGGUGUUUUUCCGUUUUAUUUCCUAUCCCGUACUCAGAAUGAGCAGGCUGUCUUCAUACUUGGUGAGAGGUCAGAAGAGAACCUGAAGCCUGCUGGGUGUCUCUUGCAGCGCAGUCUGUGCUCUCACCUCACUUCCUGCUCAUUCUGCUGUCCCUGUGGUCCGGGUUGAUUGGGCAGCCCGCUAUUUUAAAAUUAAAAUAAAAGACACUUUUCUGCUUUGAGAACGCUUUGUUUCAUAGUUUGCUUCGCACUGUAGGAUUUUGCCUUUUUUCCCCAUUCAAAAGAAUGACUGAUAAAAAUUACCUUGUUUCAUGUAUAUUAUAAAGCAUUAUCAUUUUUUGUGGAGCUAGGAUAAAAUUUCAAAAGCUUCCAUUAAUACAGUGCACUCAUCACUAACCUACUUCUGUGAAUAGUUGUAAAGUUUGCAUAGAUUCAUCCUCAAUCUUGGGUACAUAAUUAAAGAGGUCUUUUUCCUAGUUUUUAAAAGUUGAGGUGUGGUAGUUUUUCUGUGUAACCUUGCUAUUUUACAUUUUAGAUAUAUUUUUUUUUUUGUUUGGAAUAGAAUCACUUCUGUGUUGAAACUAACUUUCCUUUAUUUUUAAAUUUGAUAUCACUCUCCUUUAAAACAUCAUCUUUUGUUUUUGGUUUCUUUGUCACAAAUGGUAACUUAAGGGGUUGACCAGUCUAAAUGCACUAAUCUUUGAAGUUUAAUUGCGGAUCUGUAAUAACCAUAAAUAUUUAAACUGUCUUAGGUAUGAACAUUGUUUUUUGUUUGGUAUAAAUGAAUUUGUCUACAAUUAAAUCUUUGUCAACAAAUAAAUUUCAGUUUCAUGAACUAUGGUA
Messenger RNA from Chinchilla lanigera (long-tailed chinchilla), 2543 nucleotides. It is a transcript of the gene Dck, whose product is annotated as deoxycytidine kinase. NCBI's taxonomy places the organism in Eukaryota, Metazoa, Chordata, Mammalia, Rodentia, Chinchillidae. Gene Ontology annotation, cellular component: cytoplasm; mitochondrion. The record is from RefSeq and is a predicted model, not a curated record. Gene Ontology annotation, molecular function: deoxycytidine kinase activity; ATP binding. Gene Ontology annotation, biological process: nucleobase-containing compound metabolic process.